AAUUUUUCAUUUCUUUGGCACAGGUUCAAAACCUUUCAUGCCUCCAUGCCAUGCCAUGCAUGUGUCUAUUUCAAACGAGUUUUGUAUUGGUUCGGACACGGUACACACGUAUUUUAUGAUCGGUGGUAACCAUGGAGUUUUAUCCGAAACGAGAGAUUCCUGUAUGUGACGUUUGUCAGGAGCCAGCCAACCAGACUUGUGGAGGAUGUAAGCUGGUGUAUUACUGCUCCAAAGCUCACCAGAAGAUCGGCUGGCGGGAAGGCCACAAGUUCAACUGCCGAGCCUUCAAAGUGCAGUAUUCGGAUAGCUUCGGAAGACACAUGGUAGCGACUAGAGACAUCAAGCAAGGAGAGAUCAUCCUGAAGGAGAAACCGGCAGUGAUUGGACCGAAGAUCUCUUGCACACCGCAGUGUCUGACGUGUGGUAAGAAGCUAAGUCCUAUGCAAGUCGGAAACACGCUAGACUUUUACAAAUGUUCCUUGUGUAAUUGGCCCAUGUGUGACUCCGUUUGCGAACAAUCAGAGGUCCACAGCGAGCAGGAGUGCAAGAUAAUGACGAAAAGAAAAUAUAAAUGUGACAUAAAAUACGAGAGACCAGACAAACUGGAGGCAGCAUACUGUGUUAUAGCACCGCUUCGAGUGAUGCUACUGAAAGAAACGAAUCCAAAACAGUUUGAAAAUGUCAUGAACCUGGAAACGCAUUUGGAGGACAGAAUAAACACCCCUCUUUAUUUGGUUUUAAAGGCUAAUCUCGUUACGUUUAUAGUUCAAGUACUCGAAUUGCCGUUUACAGAAGAAACUAUUCUGAAAGUUGCAUCUAUAUUCGAUACGAAUUCGUUCGAUGUACGAUCGCACGAUGGAUGCAAAAGGUUGCGUGCUAUUUAUGUCACUGCAUCAAUGAUGAACCAUAACUGUAGGCCCAAUACGAGACAUAUUUAUCUGGGUGAUGAUCACAUAUUGGCUUUGAUAGCGACCGUGCCGAUUGCCAAAGGUGAAAUGAUUACAGCGACUUACACGAAUUCCUUGUGGGGGACUCUCGAUAGGCGAAGACAUUUGAGGACAAUGAAAUGCUUCGACUGUGAAUGUAAGAGAUGCGCCGAUCCUACAGAAUUUGGAACAUACUUAGGAAAUAUAUUCUGUUCAUUGUGUAAUAGUCCGUACAAAGUUGACACUACAACUCGAGGUGCGAUGUUGGUAUCCACAAAUCCAUUCGACGAAUCUGCUCCGUGGAAAUGUGAAAAGUGUAGCCAUAUUAUUCAAGGCCGCCAAAUGGUUUGGGGUAACAAUGCUCUCAAAGAUGAACUCAAUAAAUUAAAUAAGACUGGACCCACACAUCUCGAAGAGUUUUUGGACAAGUACAAAGAGACGCUACAUCCAACUAACCAUUUGGUGGUUCAAGCUAAGAUGGGCUUGAUGCAGAUUUAUGGAAAUUACAAAGGAUACACCUUAGCAGAAAUGUCAGAUCUUCUAAUAAAGCGUAAGAUUGACCUAUGCCAUGAACUUUUGGAGGUGGCAGAUAAAAUAGAGCCAGGCUGGUCCAGGUUCCGAGGCACGAUACUUCUGGAACUGCAAUCAGCAUUAGUUGUUCAAACUAAGAGAGAAUAUGAAGCUGGAAUAUUAACAAAGGCGGGAGCACAAGAUCAACUUAUGCAAAGCAUGGACCUGCUGCAGGAAGCAGUUAACAUUCUUAGACAAGAGCCACACAUGAAAGACACCCUACAAAUUAAAGUUAAAGAACUAACUACAUUACUGGAUAGUACUAGCGAAUCAACUGUAGAUUUGUGAAUCUAUAGUAGAUUCGCUAUAUAAAUGAAAGUAAAAUUCCUGUAAACACUUUGUAUUUCGCAUCUACUUAUUAAUAAAGUAUUUA
Messenger RNA from Aricia agestis (brown argus), 1869 nucleotides. It is a transcript of the gene SmydA-2, whose product is annotated as SET domain-containing protein SmydA-8. NCBI's taxonomy places the organism in Eukaryota, Metazoa, Arthropoda, Insecta, Lepidoptera, Lycaenidae. The transcript is spliced from 3 exons. The coding region runs from base 132 to 1784 and encodes 550 amino acids. Gene Ontology annotation, molecular function: protein binding. The record is from RefSeq and is a predicted model, not a curated record.